This is a messenger RNA of Cryptococcus wingfieldii CBS 7118, 831 nucleotides long. RefSeq lists its product as hypothetical. Bases 1 to 831 code for a protein of 276 amino acids. The transcript is spliced from 2 exons. The record is from RefSeq and is a predicted model, not a curated record. Lineage: Eukaryota; Fungi; Basidiomycota; Tremellomycetes; Tremellales; Cryptococcaceae.
AUGCCUUCUCCCAUCACAGUUGAGGAUGACGAAGACGAGUUUGCCGGUAUCGAGAGCAUGACUGCAAGCCAGUGGGUGCGCGAUCCCCUCAUCCGGCGCAGAGUCGCUUCUAGGAGCCAGAGUUUGUCAAGAGAAAGGAGCAUGUCUCUCGAGUCCCCAAAGCACCGCGACUGUACUCUAGCCGACCUUUUUCCAUCCUCUCCCGUUUCCAUCGUGCCAUCUACCAUACCCAUGGGCUGGACGUCUUCACCCGUGGUCCCCAGUAAGCGUGGGCACGCCACCGAUAUCCUAGACCCUGGAUAUGACUAUUUCAAGGCCGCCCCCAAAGCGAGCAAGUCGAAGCAAGGGAAGUGCACAGCAGUCGGACGUACGAGCUCUAUGGGUAAGACAUUGUCCAGUCGAGCGAGCACAGGCAAGGAGAAGGUUGAAGGCGAGGCGCAUAUGGAGGUUGAACCCAACGCAGACGAGGAUUGGUGUGGUGCUCUAGAAGGUGACGAUAUCGAGCCUCUCGACCACCCUCCAGCUCGGCCGCCCCUCCGUGUGCCACCGGUCCUUCGCGCGAUAGAGGGUCACAUCCCCCCGUCCAAACCUCCUCCAACAGCCUCGAAGCUGGAUCACCCCAUAGCUCUCAUCUCAGACUUGGACGCCAAGGCACAAGAUUUCUACCGGCACCAUUACAGACGGGGCGCCGACAGGGCUAAGGAUACAGACAACGGUGAAGGGGCGGGGAGAGUACCGGUAAAGACAAAAUCGGCACCCAAGAGAUUCAAAAAGGGUAGCAGGAAAACGUUCAGAACAGGUUAUACUGGAGGGAGAUAUAAGAGAAAGUAG